AUGAAUUUUCCUGCUAUCAUUCCUUCCAUCGAGUCCGGCCGAUACCUCGAAGCCUUCACCUCCGCCGACGCAAACCGGCUCGUCUUCAAACUCACCGAUUCCGACUCACUCGGCGACCACGACGCCGACCGAGUCUACUCCGAGUUGCUCCGCCGCGUGGAGUCGUUCAUAUGCGAAGAAGCUGAGGAUAAUGGGAAGGACCAGGCCUAUAGAGUCGUCGUCAUACUCUGCAUUGCCGUAGCUGCCUUACUUGCUUUCACUCAGUCUAACCUAACCGGACCUUUGGAGGGGCUGCCAAGGUGUCCGUUGCCAAUGGAAGUGCCCUUAUGCAAUGAAUGGGACAAUUGCGCGCGGAAUCAGCUUAUGGCUGCUGGCUCUGACUUGCUUGGAAAGGUCUAUAAUAUUCAGUAUAUAAUUUAUGCAAAGAUAUUGGUCAUGAAGAUGAAAGAUUUGUUAUUUGAAGGAAGUUUGUCUUGUGCAUAUGGAAUUAGGAGCCUUUCAUGGUGGCUCGCUAGGGUCACCUUUCUCCAUCAGCGCAUUCUCGAUGAGCGGUCUUCAUCUCUGUUCAACCUUUUGCAUGUCUUUACAAGUGAAACUUUGAAUCAUUUUGGCACGUUGGAGAAAGUAACAAGUUAUUGGGGUAACGAUUUGCGUAAUGGCGAGGGAUCGACACUCGUCUCAGUGAUUCAUCUGGAAGCUGGAAUGAUGGAAUACAUCUAUGCACGUGUUGAUUCAUGCAGGUUGCAUUUUGAAUCAGCCGAAGCAGCAGCUGGUGUUAAGCUUUCAGUUACCGGGGUUCUUGGCUUCCGUACCAUACAUCAGGUUGAACCAAAGGCACAAAUGGUACUUUUAGCAAACACAACUUCAUCAAAGAGUGGGGCUCUCUGUUCCUCUGAAAGCCCUGGCCCUCAUAGAUACAAUUCUAUUGGCAGAAAUGAUAUAUCUAAGCAUCCAUCUGAGUCCCAUGAGGCUUCUGAUAUAUUAUUGACUCCAAGAUUGGUAGAGAAUGAGAGCGAGUCUGGAGUUAUAUCAGACGGCAUUCAAGUUGGUGGUACUGCUGCUGACCCUUUGAGUGCAAUCCAGCAGGCAGUGAUCCUGGCUAAAUGCCUUCUAAUUGAGAAGAGCACGCGACAUGAUGACAUGCAGAGAUGGGAAAUGGCUCCAUACAUCGAGGCAAUUGAUUCUUAGCUAUCAUCAUAUUUUAUUAUACUACGAUGCUGUGAUGUCCUACGUAUUCGGUGCUGGGAGUCGAGAUGUAGUCACACAAAGGAACGUGCAUUGAUGAUGAUGGAAACAUUGGUUCAGGGCAUCAACGAUCCCUCUCCAGGAGUGGCAGUCAGGAUUCCUUUCUGCUAUGGGAUUUAUAUCCCUACAGUUUCAGCCUUGCGGAAGGAAUACGGUGAACUUUGUGUCCGCUGUGGUCUGAUAGGAGAGGCAGUCAAAAUUUUUGAGGACUUGGAAUUAUGGGAUAAUCUAAUAUUCUGCUAUAGCCUAUUGGAGAAAAAAGCAGCAGCUGUUGAACUGAUCAAGACACGGCUUUCUGAAACACCUAAUGACCCCAGGUUAUGGUGUUCGUUGGGUGACGUUACUGAUGAUGAUGCCUGCUUUGAAAAAGCCCUAGAAGUCUCAAACGAUAGGUCGGCUCGGGCUAAGCGGUCUCUUGCGCGCAGUGCAUACAACAGGGGGGAAUAUAGAACAUCAAAACUUCUGUGGGAGUCUGCAAUGGCCUUGAAUUCUCUGUAUCCUGAUGGCUGGUUCGCCCUAGGGGCUGCUGCAUUAAAGGAUAGGGAUAUUGAGAAGGCACUAGAUGGCUUUACACGGGCUGUUCAGCUAGAUCCUGAAAAUGGGGAGGCAUGGAAUAAUAUCGCCUGUUUGCAUAUGAUAAAAGGGAAGAGAAAAGAAGCUUUCAUUGCAUUUAGAGAAGCACUGAAGUUCAAACGAAACAGCUAUCAACUGUGGGAGAACUACAGCCAUGUUGCUUUAGAUGUUGGCAAUGUUGCUCAGGCUCUAGAAGCUACGCGUAAGGUGUUGGAUCUUACUAAUAAUAAGAGAAUUGAUGCUGAGUUGUUGGAAAGAAUUAUGACAGAGGUGGAAAGCAUGGCUUCACCUACUAAUUCAGCAAUGACUGAUGAUGGAGAUAACUUUCCCGUCAGUGGGACCACAAAUGCAGAAUCUGAUGUGGGAAAAUCUCGGGAAGCUGAGCACUUAGUAGAGUUUCUUGGAAAAGUUCUACAACAGGUGCUUGAGGCCAGUUGUUGCUGAUGUUGCUGUUGUUCCAAAAUGCCACUUGAGUGCUUUAUACAUACAUGAAAAGGGGAAGCUCUUUACCCAACUUGUUGACUUGCUGCAGUUUUAUGAAGGAUUUGAGAUUAAUGAUAAUGUUGGGAAACAAUUGACGGAUGAUGAAGUGCUCCAAUCUCAUUAUGACAAUCUUUUCAGCUGCUUGCUUUUAAAAAGAUGGCUAAUGCAUUUGCAUAGACCUAAAAUUUGAUGUCCUGAA
Rosa chinensis is the source of this 2500-nucleotide messenger RNA. RefSeq names its product tetratricopeptide repeat protein 27 homolog. Lineage: Eukaryota; Viridiplantae; Streptophyta; Magnoliopsida; Rosales; Rosaceae. Gene Ontology annotation, molecular function: protein binding. The record is from RefSeq and is a predicted model, not a curated record.